Messenger RNA from Platichthys flesus (European flounder), 2175 nucleotides. It is a transcript of the gene slc2a11l, whose product is annotated as solute carrier family 2 member 11, like. Lineage: Eukaryota; Metazoa; Chordata; Actinopteri; Pleuronectiformes; Pleuronectidae. Gene Ontology annotation, biological process: monosaccharide transmembrane transport. The record is from RefSeq and is a predicted model, not a curated record. Gene Ontology annotation, cellular component: membrane. Gene Ontology annotation, molecular function: hexose transmembrane transporter activity. The coding region runs from base 95 to 1600 and encodes 501 amino acids. The transcript is spliced from 12 exons.
CAGAAAGUUAAUAAUUCCUGUUCGUCUGUCACAGUGGUUUAAAAUGUGAAUGAUUUGAAAACACUCCAAAGAUCACAACGACCAGAAUCCAGCUAUGUCACAAUACUUAUCGCUCCUGCUGGACUGCCCUGUGGUGAUCGCUGCCAUUUUUAUCACUGGCAUUGGAGGAACGUUCCAGUAUGGAUUCAGUGUUUCUGUGUUGACCUCCCCCUCUGAGUUUAUAAAGGACCUGGUGAACAGGACCUGUCUGCAAAGAUAUGGCAUCUCGCUGGACAAGGGGCAGGUGUCUCUCAUCUGGUCCUUCACUGUCUCUAUUUUCUGCAUUGGGGGGUUACUGGGGGCACUGGUGGCCGGGCCGUUGAUGUCGAAAUAUGGCAGAAAACAAUGUCUCCUGUUCAACAAUUUUACGGCUAUUUCCGGAGCUCUGUUGAUGAUCCUCAGCCAGAAAUUCAUGUCCUUUGAGAUGAUCAUGGUGGGACGAUUACUCUACGGCAUUAAUGCAGGAGUGAGUCUCUCGGCUCACACCAUGUACCUUGUUGAAUGCGCCCCCAAGAAGCUGCGAGGGAUGGUGGGAGUGACCGUCGGCACCUUUGUCUCCUUCGGCAAGUUCAGUGGUCAGCUGCUGGGGAUCAGCGAGUUACUUGGAACAGAGAAGAGGUGGCCCUGGCUGCUCGGUUUCAACGGUUUCACUGCGUUACUCCAGCUCGCCACCCUGCCCUUCCUGCCGGAGUCUCCCAGCUUCCUGCUCCUGAACAGAGGCGACCGUGAGGCCUGCAACAAAGCUCUAAAGAGGCUUUGGGGCGAUAAGGACUACACCUGGGAGGUGGAUGAGAUGAUGAAGGAGAAAGCUGCCAUCCAGGGUGUCCGCAACCAUUCAGUGAUGGAGCUGAUUCAGAACAAAAAUGUCCGCUGGCAGCUGAUCACCAUCCUCAUUACCUUCACUGGACUUCAGCUCUGUGGCAUCAAUGCAGUCUACUUUUAUUCUUUUGAUGUGUUUCGUGCGGCAGGAAUUCAAGAAGGGCAGUUACGUUACGCUGCUUUGGGAACGGGGCUGUGUGAGGUGUGCACCUCCAUCGCCUGCUUCAUGUUUAUUGAGAGCACCGGGAAGAAAGUGCUGCUGUAUAGAGGAUACCUGGCGAUGUCAGUGACGCUGGUUCUCCUCACCAUCACUCUGUUCCUGCAAACUCACAUCUCCUGGAUGCCGUACUGCAGCAUGCUCCUCAUUUUCCUCUUCAUCUUUUGUUUCGCCAGUGGACCAUCUGGAAUAAUAGCUCCUCUUCCAGGGGAACUCUUCACCCAGCCAUUUAAAUCAGCUGCAUACACCCUCGCCUGCACUCUCAACUGGACAGGCCUGUUUCUGCUGGGGAUGCUCUUCCCUGUCUUAGUGGACUAUAUGGGUUACUUUUGCUUCCUCAUCUUCCUGUUCUGCUGCACCGGCUGUGGCCUGUUUGUGUGGUUCAAUGUCCCAGAGACCAGGCACAAGACAGCGCUGGAAAUCGCCGCAGACUUCGACAGGAUGCAUCGCAAAUCUGGGGAAGCAAAGAAACAAUCCACAGAGCAGGACCUCAACGUGGUCAAAUCCCACGAGACCAAAUUCUGAUCCUAUUCACCAAGCAUAACAGUUUAAAUUGCAUUCUUGAGUUUUUACAUGUGUGUUUAAGAGAAUGUGUGUUGUUAUUCUAGUACUACUUUGAAAAGUGGUCAUUGGUGUAGAGACCUUUCAUCUUUGUCCUUUUAGUUAAAAGCAGCUUCAGCUUUGGCCCUGGACAUUAUCAGUGGUGUGUGUGUUUGUGUGUGUGUGUGGGUGGGUGUGUGGGUGGGUGUGUAUGUGGGUGUGUGUUUGACGUCAGGCAUCAGAACAUCUACUGAACAGUUACAUGCUGCACAGGGUGGGGGUGGGGGGGGCACUUUUGCAUUGUGUGUGUUUAUCUAUAAGAAACUUGUGUGGUGAACAUUCACUUUUUAUGAGGGACUUGAUAUUUCUUCUGACACGAAUAUUGGGCUUUUUGUACUGUAUCCUGAUCUCAUAAAACAUAAUGAAUUAAAGUACAUACAGUACAGUGAAGUAUUAAAAAGCAUCUGCAUCAAUGAUAUGCUAUACUGUGAUUAAUUUAGCUCUGACACAAGUGUUUCUGCUUUUGUGUUACUAAUAUAUAGUAUGGGUAUAUUAUGCAA